Marasmius oreades (fairy-ring Marasmius) is the source of this 1435-nucleotide messenger RNA. RefSeq lists its product as uncharacterized. The transcript is spliced from 3 exons. Gene Ontology annotation, molecular function: hydrolase activity, acting on carbon-nitrogen (but not peptide) bonds. Bases 104 to 1324 code for a protein of 406 amino acids. Lineage: Eukaryota; Fungi; Basidiomycota; Agaricomycetes; Agaricales; Marasmiaceae. The record is from RefSeq and is a predicted model, not a curated record.
GUCACUAUCAUCUACCCCACCAACAAUGGGAACAGUCACAAGUCAUGUUGACUCCCAGAUUCGCACACGACAGUAAGGUCUCGAGUUAUCCUUGAAACCUUCAAUGCCCCCUCAACUAUGCUCUCGUACCCGACAAUCCCAGCCAGUGUCAGUACAAUCAAUCUUCACACUUCCGAGUCACGCACAACCGCCAUUAUACCGCAUUAAUCUCUCACUUCCCCCACGAGAGAGAUACAAAGAAAUAUGCAAGGACUAUAAAACUGAACUUCUCCAGAUAUCUCCGCUAUACGACGAGAUUCUCGGCCUCACACCGUUCCCGCGAUUAUUCAAAGGUGCAGCCAGGCUACUCCUACGGCGUGUCCAUUCUGAAGAAGAAAACGAAGAGAUUUCUGGGAUAUCGCAGGCUACUGGGAUCUCAAAGCAUCUUGUCAUUGCCUUCAACACGUUUCUGGAUCUUCUCUCAGGGUGUAUAAGUGGUGGAGUGAAGGUUGUGGACGGGGGCUCGGACGGCAGGUCUAGUGGGAUUGUCCAUUUCCGUGGACUCGACUGGGAGAUGGAUGUGCUUCGAGACUUGACUAUCUGUGUGGAAUAUGUUCGCGAAGGUCAAGUCAUUGCCAGAGGAGUUACAUAUGCCGGUUACAUUGGGGUUUUGACUGGAGUGAGAGAAGGACUCUCGAUUUCCCUUAACUAUCGCCCAACGCCGACAAGAUCCAAACUCGCUCGUUAUCUCCACUAUAUUUCUAUCAUUCUUGGUCGUCGACCAUCGAAUACCAGCAUUUUACGAAGAAUACUUCUCACUAGCCAGCCUCCUCCCUCAUCCCGGAAAGCCCUUGAGGCCGAGAUCUUCAAGUAUCCCGGAUCGCCUUGUUACUUGACAUUCUGCACACCAAACGACAUAUUCGUAUUCGAGCACGGUCUUGAUGGCUCCACGACACACAGCUCUGAUUCAUUUCUUGCCGUGACCAACCAUGAUAAGAGCAUGGAGGAUUGGACCGAGGACCAAUGGAACAAUUUUCUAAAAUCUCAACUGGGACUAGAGUCUGGUGCAGGGCAUACGGUUCGCGAUCUAGUCGCCGACAGUGUUGAGAGGAAGAAUUGUGUAUGUGGCCUCUGGGAAAGUGUACGGGUACCGGCCAGUGGCAAGCCGCUCAAGAUUGUUGACGUCGUGGACUGGUUGCAGACGAAGCCGUUAUUGAAUGAAGAUACACAUUAUUCUUGUGUUAUGAAUCCUGCCGUUUGCGGAGGUGGCUUGCACUGGGUUGUAUCGUACGAUGAGCCCGUGAAGAUGGACCAGCCUUCUAGUUCGGAGGAUAGUGAUGAGUAGGGUAUAUUCGGGUGACAUGCAACUACUUACACACACUUGACACCAAAUGAUCCUUGCCUAAACGAUGUUGUAUCACAUGGAAAUUGGACCUACACACUGCACAGAACCCUG